Molecule: messenger RNA, 1512 nt
Organism: Monoraphidium neglectum
Lineage: Eukaryota; Viridiplantae; Chlorophyta; Chlorophyceae; Sphaeropleales; Selenastraceae
Exons: 3
Coding region: 1-1512 (503 amino acids)
Source: RefSeq, a predicted model, not a curated record
AUGCACGUCGCUCACCCCGGCGGCUGGUACACACCCACCCCUCCAACCCAGGUCCAGCCCUGCAUGGACCCGACGCCGCACGACUGGGCCACAUGCCCGCAGAAGCACUACAACGAGAACUCGGGGCGGCGCUGCCCGCGCGCCUUCCAGUACGUCGCCAAGCGGUGCCCCCAGCGCAACAAAAAGUCGCCCAACAGCUGCGAGAACCGCGCGGCCUGCGGCAAGGGGGACGCCUGCGGCUUUGCUCACACGGUCUACGAGCUGUGCGCCGCAGAGCUCAGGGCACCCCCGCCGGCCCCGCCGUCCGCCGACGGCAGCCCCGCCGCGGACGCGCCGCCCGCCGACCCCGCCCCCGCCGGCGGAUGCGCGGCCGCCGCUGCUGACACCGCGGCGGCGGCGGCGGGCCUGGACGUGGCGCGGGACCCGGCUGAGUUGCUGCUGGAGGUCCAUGGAGCCCUAGGCCGCGGCCGCUUCAGCCUGGCCGCGGCGCUGGCGGAGAUCCAGCUGCAUCAGAAGCGCAUGUACGGCGCCGCCCCGCCGCUCGGUGCUGCGGCGCCGUGGGAGCUCGCCUCGCUGCAGGGCGCGGGCGCGAGGGGCGGCCUGCCAGGGGCCCCGCUCGUCGCAGACCUGAGCGCGCCCCUCGGCGCGCAGCCCGCCGCGGCGGACGCGAUCCGGCAGCUGUUGCUCGGGCGGCAGGUCGGCGGCGGCGCUGCGUGCGCGCUGGGGCGCGCUGAGAGCCUCGCCGGCAGCGCCCUGGGCCUGUCGCCGCUGACGCAUCUGCCGGACUGCUUGCAGCAGCCGGCGUUUGGCGCCGGCGCGUCGGCGUGCCCCUGCUGGGACGCAUACCACACGCCGCCUGCUUCGUGCUCAGGGGAAGGGCCGCCCCUCAGCAGCAGCGGCGGCGCCACCCCGCUCGGCCGCCGCUCGUGGCGGUCUGACACAAGCGCGGCGCCCCUUCCCGGCGGGGCCACUCCUCUCAGCCGCCGCUCCUGGCUGUCUGACACAAGCGUGGCGCCCCCUCCCGGCCUUCUCGGCGCCGCCACCCGCUCCGUCAGCUGCGACGAUCCGGACGCGCUGUCGCGGGCCGCGGCUGCCUGCCGCGGCCUGGCGCUGCCGCCGCCGGUGGCGGGCUCGUCGUUUGCUGCGGAGGGAGCGGGCGGCUCGGGGCCUGCGCGUGUCCUCAGUGGAGCUGGCAGCCCAGUGCCUCUGGCGUCCCACCACAACAACAUGUGCGGCCCCGUGGGUUCACCCCCGCUGCCAGGCCAUCUGUUUGGGCAGUAUGCGCCAUCGACGCCGCCAGAGCUCGUGAUGGGGUCGGACUCAGCUGCUACGGCGGCGGCGGCGGCAGCAGCGGCAGCGGCGCUGCGGCUUGAGCUGCAGCAGCAGCUACAGCAGCUGCGUGCCGAGCAUGAGCAGCAGGCGCUGCGCCUCCACCUCCUGCAGUUGCAGUGCCAGCAGGGCGAAAUCGAUGCAGCGCCGUUCCCCCAGCAAUUCGUGGGCGGCUGCAUGUAG